This is a messenger RNA of Penicillium daleae, 927 nucleotides long. RefSeq names its product NmrA/HSCARG family protein. Lineage: Eukaryota; Fungi; Ascomycota; Eurotiomycetes; Eurotiales; Aspergillaceae. The coding region runs from base 1 to 927 and encodes 308 amino acids. The transcript is spliced from 3 exons. The record is from RefSeq and is a predicted model, not a curated record.
AUGUCGAAAUUGAUCACCGUCUUCGGAGCCACCGGUAACCAAGGUGGUUCUGUUAUCCGCACCAUUCUCGCCGAUCCAGAGCUAUCCAAAGAGUUUCGCGUCAGAGCCGUCACUCGCGAUCUGAGCAAGCCAAAAGCAAAAGCCCUGGCAGAGAAGGGAGUUGAGCUAAUAAAAGGAGAUAUGUCAUCGCAAGAAGAUGUCACCAAAGCAGUUGACGGAGCUCACGCGGUGUAUCUUGUCACCAAUUUCUGGGAAUCAAUGUCCGCCAAGCCUGAAAUCCUGCAAGGAAAGGUAGUCACAGAUGCUUGUAAAGCAGCAGGCGUGAAGCACUUGAUAUUUUCCUCUCUGAUUAAUGCGGCCAAUGCAACUCAAGGACGACUGGUCAACAUUACUCAUUUCGACGGCAAAGCUGAGGUUGAGGAGUAUAUUCGCGAGCGCGGUAUACCAGCUAGUUUUGUCAUGCCGGGUAUUUUCAUGAGCGAAUUGUUCUCGUUCAUUCGAAAGCAAGAGGAUGGAUCGUUCAUGAUGGCGAUACCUGUUUCUCCAGGGACUAUUGCCCCAUUUAUUGAUGCUAGCGUUGAUACAGGAAACUUCGUUCGGGCUGCUCUUCGACACCCUCCAACGGAGAAGGCGAAUGUCAUUUAUGCUGCUAGUGACUAUUACAGCUUCGAACAAAUUGCAGCUGACUUUGAGGCUGUAAUCGGUACACCCCUCAAGGUAGUCCCUGUUCCCGGGGACAUGUUCAAGGGUUUCCUCGCCGCAUCGCUGCCACCAGACAUGGUUGACGAGAUUUAUGAGAAUCUAGUUAUGCUUGAGGAUCCUGGUUACUAUGCUGGGGCUGAUUUGUCCCAAAGUCUCGAGUUAUUGUCCGAGAAGCCCGUGAGUGUGAGGGAGUUUUUUGAGAAGAACCGCAAGUAUUGGGGUUGA